AUGGUUUCUCGCAAGGCUUCUCUCGUCAAUGGUGUAUUUCCAGGAACAGUUCUCUUUGCCAACAAGGGCGAUGUUCUGCGGAACACGGUCGUCAAUCAGUUGUCCGACCCUUCGAUGCGUCGUUCGACCACCAUUAGCAGCACUGGCACGGUUUAUUCCAACAAACUACCGCCUAUGAAGAUGGACCAGCUUUCGUUACUCAGUGUCCCAUUGCUCCUAAUGCAACAUACCAAUAUGUCAUUCCCCUUCGGGACCAAACCGGGACACACUGGCAAGUAUCACUCUCACUUGGGUAGCCAAUAUGUGGAUGGUGUUCGAAGCGCUAUUGUCAUCUAUGACCCAAAUGACCCUCAUAAGAGCCUCUAUGGCAAGCGCUUUCAGACUGGGUACCAUACCCCAGCACCGGUUUUAGGGGAAGAAUAUAUUGCCAGCGGUAGUGAACCUGUUCCGGACAGUGGUCUCAUCAACGGCCGUGGGCGAUACAAGGGAGGUCCCGCCGCACCCUGGUCUGUAUUUAAUGUUCAAAAGGGAAAACGCUAUCGCUACCGAGUGGUCAAUAACGGCGCGCUCGGCUACUACACCUUCCAAAUCGAUGGACAUCCAUUGAAAAUCAUUGAAGCAGAUGGUACGCACACCAGCCGUACACUGUUAAUUCACUUGACAUCCACCCGGGAGAGCGCUAUUCCAUUAUUGGUCGAAGCCAAUCAGACUGUAGGCAAUUAUUGGAUCAGGGCACCUAUUACCGCGCGUCGAAGCAGCAAUACUUUGGAACCCGAGUUCGUCAAGGCAAUUCUGCGAUAUGAAGGUGCCCCAGUGCGGGAUCCCACCACCUCAAAAUCAUCUGGCCUGAAAUUAGACCAAAAUCUCCUGAAGCCUGUUGAAAAUCCUGGAGCUCCUGGAGGUAGCGGUCCCGUGAGCGGAGUUAUUGAUCUGAAGUAUGGUGGUGUCAGUAAUGGCCAAACAGGGUGGCAGGUCAACGACAGCCAAUAUAAACCUCCUAAUCUGCCAACGCUUUUGAGGAUCCUGUCAAACAACGCAUCUACAAAUUCUGAUUUCGCUCGAUCCGAAAACACCAUAGUCCUCCCAUUUAACAAAGUCAUCGAACUUCAGAUCCAUGGGUCUUCCAAUGGAUUUUUCCAUCCUUGGCAUCUUCACGGGCAUGCUUUCGAUAUUGUUGAGAAUGGGGGACCUGUCAACUAUGUCAACCCUCCGCGCAAGGAUGUGGUACCAGUUGGUGGAAAUACUGCAAGAAUUAGGUUCAGGACCGAUAACCCUGGCCCUUGGUUCUUGCAUUGUCAUAUCGAUUGGCAUCUGGAAGUUGGGCUUGCUGUCGUAUUCGCCGAAGCACCAAAUGAGCAACGAACAGGGCCGCUUGCAAUCCAACCAUCUCCAGGUUGGUCUGAGCUUUGCCCGAAGUAUGCUGCAUUACCGCCUGCUCUUCAAUGA
This is a messenger RNA of Rhizoctonia solani, 1446 nucleotides long. RefSeq names its product Multicopper oxidase. NCBI's taxonomy places the organism in Eukaryota, Fungi, Basidiomycota, Agaricomycetes, Cantharellales, Ceratobasidiaceae. The coding region runs from base 1 to 1446 and encodes 481 amino acids. Gene Ontology annotation, molecular function: oxidoreductase activity; copper ion binding. The record is from RefSeq and is a predicted model, not a curated record. The transcript is spliced from 16 exons.